Molecule: messenger RNA, 2121 nt
Organism: Vicia faba (fava bean)
Lineage: Eukaryota; Viridiplantae; Streptophyta; Magnoliopsida; Fabales; Fabaceae
Source: the annotation of a GenBank genome assembly
AUGGCAUUGGUGAUGAUGCUUCCUCAAACAAAUGAUUCAGAAGAUACAACAAUUAUCAAACUCGAAUCAGCAUAUUCUGAUUUAGAAUCACUUCUUCAAACAUCAAAACAAAUGGAACAAAACAUGGAAACAAUGGAAACAAGGUUUGAUCUUUUACAAGGAUCAAUAACAACAGCAUCAAGAAGAAUCAACCCUUUACAGUCUUUGUCCAUGUCAAGAAAAGCACUUGAUACAAGAAUCAACAGAGCAAUUUCACCAGCUCUUGCACUUCUCGAAACAUUCAAACUCGCGGAAUCGCUUCAAAACAAUCUCCUUAACCUCUCUUCAAAGCUAUCAACUGAAAACUCACAUCAAAAGAGGCUUCAGAAGCUUCUUGAUUACAUGGAUUGUGUUGAUCAGUUGAAUUCAGCUAUAAACUCUAUAUGUCAAGUCGUUGAACCGGUUAUUAUGAGGCUUCAAGAAGUGGUUGAGUUUAUAAGUAGAACAAAAGCUGCUGACCAAUACAGAACACAGAGGUUAAGAGAAGCACUUAUAACUCUUAAAGCACUUUAUGAAACUGAGGUUGAUGAAAUGAGAUUUGAAGGAUUGUUGGAUCAAGCUUUGCUUCAUAUGCAAGAUGAGUUUGAGGCUCUUUUGCUUAAGUUAAAGCAUAGGAAGUUGGGUCAAUUUUCACACAUGCAACAUGUUGGUGGUGAUGAGAGUGAUGAUGAUUUCAAGGUUAGCUUUGAGCUUGGAUCUGACUUGGAACUUGAAGUUCUGAGAAGAAUUUCUAACACUCUUGCUGCCAAUGAUUGCUUAGAUAUUUGCAUCGACAUCUAUGUUAAGAUAAGAUAUAAAAGGGCUGCAAAAGCAUUGAUGAAGCUAAACCCGGAGUACCUAAAAACAUACACCCCAGAAGGAAUUGAUGAAAUGGAAUGGGAAAACUUGGAAACAUCAAUAACCCUUUGGACACAACAUUUUGAAGUUGCAACAAAGAAAGUUCUUUUAUCAGAAAAGCAACUUUGCGAAAGGGUUUUAGGCGAAAUCAUCGAUGGACUAAUCCAUCCAGAAUGCUUUGUGAAAAUAUCAGACAAGAUCAUGGCUGUGUUCUUUCGAUUUGGAGAAGGCGUGGCACGAAGCAACAAAGAGCCACAAAAACUGUUUAAACUACUAGACAUGUUUGAGUCAUUGGAGAAACUUAAACCGCAUGUACUUGAAAUCUUUGAUGGAGAAUCCGGUGAGGAUAUCUGCGCACGGUUUCGCGAGCUAGAGAAGCUAAUCAUUGAUGCAUCAAGCAAAGUUUUUUGGGAAUUCGGGUUGCAAAUAGAAGGAAACGUCGACGGCUUUCUUCCGCCUCCACAAGACGGUUCGGUUCCAAAAAUAGUAAGAUAUGCUGUUAACUAUCUUAAGUACUUAUCCACGGAGAAUUACAGAACAACAAUGGCUAAAAUUUUAAGAACAGAACAAACAUGGAAAACCGAGUUGAUGUUAUCAUCGAAACACGAAACGGAUGAAGAUUUAUUGAAGUAUGCUAUUAGUAAUGUAAUGGAAGCACUUCAAAGAAACAUAGAAUCCAAACGUUUGAGUUCUAAAGACAAGAUUUUGAUGAAUAUUUUCAUGAUGAACACGUAUUGGUAUAUGUAUAUGAGAACAAAAAACACAGAACUUGGUGAUUUGUUGGGUGAGAAAUAUAUAAAAGAAAGUUACAAAGCAGUGGCAGAAGAAUCAGCUUACUUGUAUCAGAAGCAAGCUUGGUUGGUUUUGGUGAAGAUUUUGGAUCAUGACAUUGAUUUAAAGGAACAAAACCAAGGGAAGGAAAAGAGACUUGGAAGGCUGGUGAAUGAAAAGAUUGAGACAUUUUUCAAGUGUUUGAGUGAGAUUUGUGAGAGGCAUAGGAGUUUUUAUAGUAUACCUGAUGUUGAUUUGAGGGAACAAAUGAGGGAUGCAACAGUGAAACUUGUUGUGCCGAUUUAUGCUGAGUUUUUGGAGUCUUAUUCCGGAUUUUUACAAAGGAAAGCUUAUCCUAGUCCUCAAAGGAUGCAAGGAUUGCUUGGAAAAGCUUUUGGUUCUAAUAAUGAUUGGAAUUUGAACGAUGCUCGUAACUCUCGUUCGUUGGAAACUGAUAUCCAACGGUCUAGAUGA